This is a messenger RNA of Plectropomus leopardus (leopard coralgrouper), 2943 nucleotides long. It is a transcript of the gene atp6ap1lb, whose product is annotated as ATPase H+ transporting accessory protein 1 like b. Gene Ontology annotation, cellular component: proton-transporting V-type ATPase complex. Gene Ontology annotation, molecular function: ATPase activator activity. Lineage: Eukaryota; Metazoa; Chordata; Actinopteri; Perciformes; Serranidae. The record is from RefSeq and is a predicted model, not a curated record.
UAGGAGAGCAGAUUAUGAAGCGGAGCUCAACCAGCGGCAGUCUCCUUUCAUUGUCUCAAUGGCUGCACACGCAUUCCUCCUCUGCUCCCUCGCCUUGCUGUCCGCUCUCAGCCGGCCUGGGCUCUCCUUUACUGAGGAAGAGUUGCAGCCGGGACUCAUCUAUGACGAAGUGCCUGAAAUCCUGGACAGAAGCAAAGAGAACCCCAAACAAGCAACAAGAGUCACAUCAAGUCAAGAUGGUGGGUACGGCUUAGAAAGUGAAGAGGUUAUUUUGACGCCUGAAGAUGAAAACCCACUCAGGAGAAUACUGCAGCCUUUUAAUUGGCAUCAGCCGGGGAUGUCUCACAGUAAGAGGAAGCUGCUCCAGUCUCUGAUGGGGCCUUAUGGCCCACUGAGCGUGUCUUACAAUGGGAAGACUUGCAUUCUGUUCAAGGCAAAGCGCCUGGCAAUCCGCUACAGGAACCACACCUUCAUUGACUUGACUGAGAGGGUCUUCAACACCAACUCACCUGUGGACACUAAAGGCUCCAUCUGCACCAAGGAGAAAGCAACUCUUUCACUAAGGUUUGGUGAUGUGGAGGACUUGCGAGGUCUAGUAAUCAGGCUUCAGAUGUCCAACACAUUUUAUGAGGCAGCUGGUCAAAACUGGUUCACACUAGACAGUGUUCACAUCCACUACAACUGGACCCAGGAGGCCACGUUCAACGCCAGCGAGGUCUACGCUCCGGCCACUUCAUCCUACCAUUGCCAGCACGUCAGCAGCCUGCACAAAUAUGACACCCUGCUAGUGCCCAGCUCCCACACUGACACAUCCGCUAACUGGCACAUCACUUUCACUGAUUUCCAGAUCCAGGCCUUCAACGUGCAGUCUGACAAGUUUGCAUCAGCCAGUGACUGUGCGACUUUCCUGACACCGGCUAUCCUGAUGGGCUUGGUGACAUCUUUGAUCCUGCUCCUCGUUUUAGCCUAUGCCCUACACAUGGUGGUACACCUCAAGCACAUCGACCGCUAUGAGGAGCACAAAGCCACCGUCUACUUCCCCCGUAGUCCAGAAGCUGAGUUGCCAGAUAAGAACAGCCUGUGAAGGAGAAAAGACGAGCUGGAGAGCAACAGGGGGAGAUAGAAAGAAAGCUGAGAAAGCAAGGCCAAAUGGGAGCGCAAGUGAAUACAAGAGUGAAAAAGUAUCCCCCACAGAAUAUUUCUUCAACAAAUGACAACUUUGCCUGUUCAUAUGAAAACCUUGUACGUCUUAACUACUUUAAGUAAAUGCCGACCGUGGUUGGAUACUUUUUCUUCUUCUCUCAUUGACCUGCAUCUUGGCAUCCAGAUUUUGACUAAGGCCUUUGGAUGAUCAAGCUUCUCCCUGAGUGAUGGUUCAUGGUCCUGAUGUCAGAGGUCAAGGACAGUCCCGGGGGCCCUGAAGGGCGACAGCAUUUACAGGCCAUUACCCCAGUCAGCCAUUAAUAUCACAAAAGCCUAGCAACUGUAGCUAAUACAGCUAACAUUAGAUGCUCCUGAUUAUACGUAUACAUGGCUCACAAGUGUCAUAUUACAAGCUUCCAUUAUACACAUUGUCUUUUCAGCUUUCAUUACAGUGUACUUUGUCUAAUACCGCUGCAAGAAAUAUAUACUUCAAACAGCCAGUUUUAUAGCUGAAAUAGCCGUAUUAGCUGCAUGCCAUAAAAGGCUGGUCUAUCUGGGCUAGCACAGUGUUUCCUAAUAAUAAGGAUUACAGAGGGUCUUGCAUGAGUCGCAGCUUAAAAUAAUCAAACAUGGCACAAAGAAGAAGGAGCUUGAAAAGCUUUUGAGCGUAAGCAAAGAGAAAUAUCGGGAACCACUGGUCUAGCAUCUGGCUGGAGUGAAUGGACCAGCACUACCGGCCCUUCAGAGCCUCUGGAGCCUCUCACCCCUCCCCUGAACAAGACUGCUGCUUGGGACUUAACUGUGAAAAGGCCUUUUACAGACCAGCCAGACAAAAGGGGGGUUCUACAAACUAGCACAACAUUGGUUAGCUGCGAAAGCGCUAACAACAAACUAUCAAAGACUAUACAAGGAACUAUGCUGCACAAGACUGCCCAUCUGAGGGCAUGGCAGGAAAGCGGGUCUUGCGAUGACUUGACUCUCUAAGGGUCAAGUGUUUGGACAAGGGAGGCCGUCGGCCCUCCAUCCACAUCACUGGGUUUGACUGCCAAAGUAAAGCUACAAAGGAGUUGCCAUGAAAUAUGGUGGGAGUUGGAGUGAGACAAUGUGAAAACGAAAGCUAAUCGUUACAGCUAUGUACAAAGCAAAAACACAUACAUGUACAGAAGCGUCACUCUGCGGAGGCUUUUUUUUAUAUACAAUGUAAUCAUGAACUACUAUUAGGUACAGGAUGACUAUGCUAAUCCUCAUAACCAAAAGGAUAUACAAAGCUGUAGAUACAUUAAGAUCUCUAUACGAUCAUAGCUGUUUACUAUCUUCAAAUAUUGCACAACUAAUAAAAAAUAUGUACAAGUAAGACAUUGUGCUAUGAGGAUUGGUGAAAGUAUCAAUGCAUAUGAUUUUUUCUACAAAAGUAUUAACAUAAUACACUGUCUGUCUAUUUGUUUUAAGCUGGGCCAGACAAUGUAAGGUCCAGUUUCAUCUAACUGUAAAUUACAGUACAAAUUCCUACCAUAGAAGGACGAUACUAUGGAAUGCCGUCCACUCACUGGGACUUAUAGAUGCCAUUAUUAUGCCAGAAGCCACACUAGCAGCAGUAACAGCAUCAGUAAGUCAUUACUACUGAUAAAAACACUCAGCAUGACAGUAAAUAGAUAUCUUAACAUUCGAUAUGGCAGUUCUGUCAAUCUGUAGCAGUGUGAAAUGUGUUCUUUGGUCAUAAAUGUAUCCUACAAACUAUGAAAUGAGCGGAGGCGGUUUGUCCAAGGACCAACUGAUGUAGAUUGAACAAUAAAUGAUAUU